This is a messenger RNA of Dioscorea cayenensis subsp. rotundata (Guinea yam), 2220 nucleotides long. RefSeq names its product calcium-dependent protein kinase 2-like. The record is from RefSeq and is a predicted model, not a curated record. The transcript has 7 exons. The coding region runs from base 254 to 1900 and encodes 548 amino acids. Lineage: Eukaryota; Viridiplantae; Streptophyta; Magnoliopsida; Dioscoreales; Dioscoreaceae. Gene Ontology annotation, cellular component: cytoplasm; nucleus. Gene Ontology annotation, molecular function: ATP binding; calmodulin binding; calcium ion binding. Gene Ontology annotation, biological process: intracellular signal transduction; peptidyl-serine phosphorylation; protein autophosphorylation.
CACGAAUAUCAAAGCAAAACCAACGGCAGGGAUGCAAUCUCAGAGUCUAUUUAAAGAAAAGUAACAGAAGAAACAAACAGUUAGCCCUCUCCCGCCAUUUCCUCCAAACCUCUCCAUCCCCCACUGAUCCUACCUGGUCUCCUCUCACCAUCUUCAUUUGCUCAACCCCCAACCAAAUACAUGGACCUUGUUCUUUGAUUGGGAAGCCUACCCCUUCCCCUUCAAGGACCUCUCCUUCCCCAUCUCCACCACAAUGGGUAACUGCAACUGCUUCUCCAAUGGCAAGUCCUCCAAUUCCACUCCUCCCCCUCCAGCCACCUCCAAGGAACCCAAGCCAUCCCAGAAGCCAGCUCCUACACCUCAAGCCCCAACCAAGCCUCCGGCGAAGCCGGCCGCCAUUGGUCCGGUCCUCGGCCGUCCUAUGGAAGAUGUUCGUGCAACAUAUUCCAUUGGCAAAGAACUCGGCCGUGGCCAAUUUGGUGUCACACACCUUUGCACACAUAAGGCCACUGGUGAACAGUUUGCUUGCAAGACAAUUACCAAAAGGAAGCUUGCUAAUAAGGAGGAUAUCGAGGAUGUUCGACGGGAGGUGCAGAUCAUGCACCACCUUACCGGGCAACCAAACAUUGUUGAGUUGAAAGGAGCUUAUGAAGAUAAGCAAUCAGUGCAUUUGGUGAUGGAGCUUUGCGCCGGAGGUGAGCUUUUUGAUCGGAUUAUUGCUAAGGGGCAUUAUACGGAGCGCGCUGCUGCUUCUCUGCUGAGGACCAUUGUUCAGAUUGUUCAUACAUUUCAUUCUAUGGGUGUGGUCCAUAGAGAUCUCAAGCCAGAGAAUUUUCUCUUGUUGAGCAAGGAUGAAAAUGCGCCUCUCAAGGCAACUGAUUUCGGCCUCUCUGUGUUCUUCAAGCAAGGUGAGGUGUUUAGGGACAUAGUUGGGAGUGCUUACUACAUAGCACCAGAAGUCCUGAGAAGAAGAUAUGGACCAGAAGUUGAUAUUUGGAGUGUGGGAGUCAUGCUCUAUAUUCUCCUCUGUGGAGUUCCUCCUUUCUGGGCCGGUACUUUUUCUCUUCUUCUUAGUUUCUGUUCAUCCUCAAUGGCUAGAGUUUGUUUAAUUUCUGUCUCUUUUUGGCUAUUACCAGAGACUGAACAUGGAAUUUUCAAUGCAAUCCUGAGAGGACAAGUUGAUUUUAGUAGUGAUCCAUGGCCAAAAAUUUCUGCUGGUGCAAAAGAUUUGGUCAAGAAGAUGCUAACAUCAGACCCCAAGCAAAGAAUAACAGCAUUUGAAGUCCUUAAUCAUCCAUGGAUCAAAGAGGAUGGAGAAGCACCUGAUACACCACUAGACAAUGCUGUUCUUAACAGGCUGAAACAAUUCAGAGCAAUGAACAAGUUCAAGAAAGCUGCUCUGAGGGUGAUUGCAGGCUGUUUAUCAGAGGAAGAGAUAAGGGGGUUGAAGGAGAUGUUCAAGAACAUGGACACAGAUAACAGUGGAAGCAUAACACUAGAAGAACUGAAGCAAGGGCUACAAAAGCAAGGAACAAAGCUCACUGAGAGUGAAGUCAAACAACUAAUGGAAGCCGCUGAUGCCGAUGGUAAUGGAACUAUUGACUAUGAGGAAUUUAUCACAGCGACAAUGCACAUAAACCGAAUGGACAGAGAAGACCAUCUCUACAAAGCGUUUCAGUACUUUGAUACAGACAACAGUGGAUACAUAACCAAAGAGGAGCUCGAGCAAGCUCUCAAGGCACAAGGAUUGUAUGAUGGUCGUGAAAUAAAGGACAUUAUCUCUGAUGCUGAUGCCGACAAUGAUGGAAGAAUCAACUAUGAGGAGUUCGUGGCAAUGAUGAGGCAAGGGAACCCAGAGCCAAACAACCCGAAGAAAAGGCGUGACGUUUUUAUCUCCUAAGAGGCAUGGUUUAGUGGACGGAGAACUGUUCACCUACAUAGAACCAUUAACAAAGAUGUUCGCCAGUGAGGGUGCAUUCAUAAUGGUCUUGGAGUAUUCAUGAUGCUAAAAUGUAAGAACAUCAGCAUAUAUUGGUCAUGAAUCACAUCCAUUAAGUCUCAUGUAAAAUAACCUAGACCUUUGUUGAGGACUGAAAGGGGCUGGUUUUAUUUAGAUUCAAGGGGUAAAGGAUGUUAAGCUAAUGCUAGUAUAAAUGAGGGUACAUUAAAUAGUAUAUAUUUUUCUUCUUAGUUGCAGAUAAUGAUUAAUUUCAAGUUCAG